Messenger RNA from Musa acuminata subsp. malaccensis (wild Malaysian banana), 1938 nucleotides. Lineage: Eukaryota; Viridiplantae; Streptophyta; Magnoliopsida; Zingiberales; Musaceae. The record is from RefSeq and is a predicted model, not a curated record.
UCUUGAAUCCCGAAGGGGUUUGAGGUUGGGGCCGAGUUCUUGAAUCUCGGCGAGACGAUGCACUGGGUUAAAGCCGACGCCUUCGAUUUCGGUGGGAAUCCGCCCCUUCCUCGGAGCGGUCACACGGCCGUCAACGUUGGGAAAUCGAAGGUCGUGGUGUUUGGUGGCUUCGCCGACAAAAGAUUCUUGGACGAUAUCGCCGUGUAUGAUAUUGAAAAUAAAUUAUGGUUUACUCCUGAGUGUACUGGCAGUGGUUCUGAUGAGCAAGUAGGGCCCAGUCCCAGAGCGUUCCAUGUUUCUGUUGCGAUUGACUGCAACAUGUUCAUCUUUGGGGGCCGUUCUGGUGGCAAAAGAAUGGGUGAUUUUUGGAUGCUUGAUACAGAUAUAUGGCAAUGGUCAGAACUAACUAGCUAUGGUGAUUUACCAUCUCCAAGGGAGUUUGCUGCUGCUUCAGCAAUAGGAAACCGAAAAAUUGUCAUGUAUGGUGGUUGGGAUGGUAAAAAGUGGCUUUCAGAUGUGUAUAUCUUGGAUACAAUAUCACUUGAGUGGACGGAAUUGUCUAUUACUGGAUCAGUGCCACAGCCUCGGUGUGGACACUCAGCCACCAUGGUGGAGAAGCGAUUGUUAAUUUUUGGUGGAAGAGGAGGUGGUGGACCUAUUAUGAGUGAUUUGUGGGCCUUGAAAGGUCUUAUUGAUGAAGGUUCAUGUUCCAUUUUCAUUGUUGAAGAGAACGAGACACCAGGAUGGACCCAAUUAAAGCUUCCGGGACAAAAUCCUUCUCCAAGAUGUGGACAUACAGUUACUUCAGGAGGGCACUAUCUGUUAUUGUUUGGUGGGCAUGGUACUGGAGGCUGGCUGAGUCGAUAUGACAUCUAUCACAAUGACUGCAUUGUUUUGGACAGAGUCUCUGUUCAGUGGAAGCGCCUGGCCACUAGCAAUGAUCCUCCUGCAGCUCGUGCAUAUCAUUCUAUGACUUCUAUUGGUUCUCGUUAUCUCUUAUUUGGUGGAUUUGAUGGAAAAACCACAUUUGGUGAUUUAUGGUGGCUUGUCCCAGAAGAUGAUCCUAUUGCAAAGCGAUUCCCCUCCAUACCAAGUGCACCUCCUGAAAGUCAAUCUGUCACAGUGUCAGAUGGUUUAGCUGAGUCAUCAUUAAAGGAAAACCAGAACGAACAAUCUCCAUUAGUUGAGUUACAAAAGAGGUUAGGAAUCAUGAUUUCUUCUUCGAACUUUCAGGUAAAUCUUGUUGAUGAAGUAGAUGACAAAGAACUGUUUGAAUUAUCAUCAAGGCUGGCUGGAGAAUCAUUGCCUACCAGGGAUCAUUUAGCAUGCAUUCAGGCCCUCCGUGACCGUUGGAAAAAAUCAAGCGCAAGUUCAAUCCAGCUGCAGGAGCUAGGGCCAUUGCUGCGUGAUUAUCAACGUCUUAUAAUUCAUCACCUUUUCUUGCAACUGAACUUCUGCAGAGAAAAUCUUAGAUCUGAUGGGCCAUCCACCAUAUCCAAUCUCACCGGACAAAAGGUUCACCGUUAUUUCCAUUUGAAAAGUGCUUCUCAGUUGCGUAUGGAUGACAUUCCCAAGCUACUGGAUGAGUAUAAACGCUUAGUCUCGUGAAUUGGAAUGUAACUUUGUGAUCGUCACAUAGACAAGGCUUCUAUCCAGAUUUGGAUGUGUCGCUCGACCUAUCCGUGUCAUAUCUCCGGUUUGCUGACAGCAGUAACUUCUCCUGCCAUCCAUGGAGUAGAUCCCCUUAUAUUUUUCUUGAUCAUUUCUUGAACAUUAGUCAGUGAGAUUGGAAGGAUUCUUUAUUACCCCAUUUCUUUCCUAUUUAACUCCUUUUUCAUCUCUAAGUUAUCAAUGCUACCCAAAUCAUUUACUGGACAUCUUUUUGUAUGAUAAGAUUUGGAUAAGAUUUAAUUAAUGUAUUGGCUACUUGUAACUCCA